Messenger RNA from Portunus trituberculatus (swimming crab), 2307 nucleotides. RefSeq lists its product as uncharacterized. The record is from RefSeq and is a predicted model, not a curated record. The coding region runs from base 1 to 636 and encodes 211 amino acids. The transcript is spliced from 2 exons. Lineage: Eukaryota; Metazoa; Arthropoda; Malacostraca; Decapoda; Portunidae.
AUGGAGGCCACGCUGCGGCAAAGAUAUGCUGCUCUGAAAGUAAUACUGUGUAUUACGAAACUUAGACGAGCUAAACAAGCCAAAAAGCGCGCAUGGAUGCGUUCAUGGUUAGCUCGUCGGGAAAGUGAAAGUGUGUACCACAGGCUGUUGAAAGAGCUGAGUUUAGAGAAUCACGAGACUCUGAAGAACUGGACCAGGCUGGACAAGGACCAGUACCACAGACUUCUUGAGUUAGUAACACCUCUCAUGGCCAAAAGUGACACUAAGAUGAGGAAAGCUGUCACUGCAGGAGAGCGUUUGACACUGACACUUCGUUACUUAGCCACAGGGGAAUCUCAAGUUUCACUCGCCUACCAGUUUCGCAUCAGCCACAACCUCAUCUCUUCAAUAAUACCUUCAGUAUGUAGAGCCAUCUACCAAGUUCUGCAGCCACAGUACCUUCAUCUACCGAGAAACCAAAGUGAGUGGCAGCAUGUUGCAAGCCAGUACUAUGCAAGGUGGAAUUUUCCUAUGUGCAUUGGGGCUCUAGAUGGCAAGAGGGUACUAAUUUCUAAGCCAUCACGUUCUGGGUCUGAAUAUUAUGACUACAAGGGUCAUUUUAGUCUCAUCAUGAUGGCACUUGUAGAUGCAGACUAGAAAUUCAUGUAUGUUGACGUAGGUGCUAGUGGUCGAGCUAGUGAUGCUGGAGUGUGGGAGAGAUGUGGCCUCAGAGAUGCUAUCGAGGGAAAAAAAAUAAAUAUUCCAUCUUCUACCUCUAUUCCAUUCACCAGGAGGCAGUGUCCUUUUGUAAUAGUUGGUGAUGAUGCCUUUCCUCUCAAAACAUACCUCAUGAAGCCAUAUCCUGGGAAAGACCUACCCAAUGAAAAGCUAGUUUUCAACUAUCUUCUGUCACGUGCAAGGCGUACAUCUGAAAAUGCUUUUGGAAUAAUGGCUGGUAGAUUUCAGAUUUACAAAAAACCUAUCAACACAUCUGAGAAUGUUAAAGAUAUAGUUCUUGCCACUGUAGUACUCCACAAUUAUCUACGGGUAAAUUCUGGAAAAAAGCACAACACACAUGGAGAGCAUAGGCAUGAAGAAGUGGAAGACGUCCUCUAGGAAGCAUUUCAGAGACUACCACCCAUUGGCCGAGGUCACAGUAAUGAUGCUAAGGUGGUGCGGGAAACAUUUGAAGAAUACUUCAAUAAUGAAGGAAGUGUCCCUUGGCAAGCAGAGAGAAUGCUCAUGCACUAAUUCUGCUAUGAAUAAAUGUUUCAAUUGUAUAUAUUCUUAUAUAUGUAAUAUUGGUCAGGAUUAAGUUUUUUUGCUGCAUGAUCUAUAGUCUGGAUAAAGUGUUUUUGUACUAAGUUGUAUAGGUUGGAUUAAUAUUAUAGUGUAGUAAGUUUUAUAAUAUGGAUUAUGUUUAUUUGUGAUAUGGGGAUUAAUUUAAAAUGGAUGAAGUUUACUUGCUAUGGUUAUAACAAUAACAGUUGGGAUGAAUGUUAUUUCCAUUAAUAAGAUAAAUUACAGUUUGCUAUUUUUUUCCUUUUUCUUUUCUGGUAUUGAUCAUGAAUAAGGGAGUGUUACCCUUGUAUAAGUUUACAUGCCUUCAUACUUUCUCUGCUACCUUUUAAAUAUCAUUAUUAGUAACAACAAACUUUUUUUUGCAUUAAAAUAACAGACAUAAAUAUUAACUGUAUUUCCUGAGAGAGGCAUCAUAUUUUAAUUUUUACUGUUUUGAAAAAUUGUGCUUCUGUGAUGAAAUAAAAUAUGCUUGACUUGAGACAACUUUAUAUAUUUUGCCUUGAAUUAUAAUUUUUCAUCACUCCCAAUAGCUGAAAGGCUGCUGACAUCCUUUCAGCAGAGGGCAGGUCACGCAUCCAGUGUGUCACCAUCCUGCCAAAACUGAAACUGAAAUCAUCUUUUUCUUUAUUUGCCUCAUUUAGGUUUUGUAGGGCUUCUCUGCACUCUUCCUCAAUGUGGCUUAUGUCAUGUCUCCUCUUGCGUUUGCUUGAUGAGGUAGUGCCAGAAGAGUGAACAGGUGUCAUUCCUGUUGACAGCAAUGCACUGCCUGCCACUGGUGAAGGUGCCUCUACUUCAGCUGUAUUACCUUCACACAACGGUGAAGGUAAUGAAGUAGUACAGGGAGAUGGCGAUGAGGUGUAAGAAUAUAAAGGUGAAGGAGUUGAGGAGCUGCUAGGGGAUGCAAUGGACGCCUCCUGUAUCCCAUCUUCAUGAAUGACGAUGGAGAAGGUGUCCACUGCCGCACUUGCCUGUGCAGAAAAGAAUAAAGUAAAAUUAUAUCAGAAUUGAGGGAGAGAGAGAGAGAGA